Messenger RNA from Diprion similis, 1497 nucleotides. RefSeq names its product odorant receptor 13a-like. The transcript has 6 exons. NCBI's taxonomy places the organism in Eukaryota, Metazoa, Arthropoda, Insecta, Hymenoptera, Diprionidae. Gene Ontology annotation, biological process: detection of chemical stimulus involved in sensory perception of smell; sensory perception of smell. Gene Ontology annotation, cellular component: plasma membrane. The record is from RefSeq and is a predicted model, not a curated record. Gene Ontology annotation, molecular function: olfactory receptor activity; odorant binding. The coding region runs from base 198 to 1460 and encodes 420 amino acids.
UCGGACAGUCUUAAGGUAAGGACCAUCAAAAUUAUAGACUCCAGAGUAAAACGGUCCGUGAUAACACAGCGUGCGUGGUACAGUCGACUCUACAUUAUCACCGAGAACGAGCCGAGAGUUAGUAGUUUCUGAUUGCAUACCGCAGACACACACCUAUUCCUUAUUCGAGCGUCAGUCCUGCGGAAAGGAAUCCCGCCAUGCAGCAGCGAUCGGAUCAUCAUCCUCUUCUCAAAGUUUACGUGACCGUCCUGAGGUCUCUCGGCCUGUGGACGAUUCCGGCAAAGUCUUGGCCUUUACUGUCGUACCCUUAUUUGCUGUACAAGAUAUUCGUACUACUAAUGAUCAGUUUUCUCAUUGCCACUCUAUCCGCCGACGUGUAUACCUGCAACGACGAUCUCCUCGUCGUGACCGAUGACGGUUGCAUAAUCGCCGGGUUAUCAGUGAUUCUGAUCAAGUUGCUCAGCUUUCAAUUGAACCCCGACAAGGUGGAACGAAUGAUAGAUUUCAUCGAUAAAAACAUCAGAGCUCUCCACGAGGAGGGAAACCCGGAGCACCUCAAGAUCUGGAAGUAUUACGUCCUGAGGGAAAGAGUAACGAUUUACAGCUUCGGAACGAUAGGGAUGUUCCUGGUGUUCGCGUUGAUGUUUUUGACCACCACAGAACCAGGGGAAUUGCCGAUAAGAUCGCAGUAUCCUUUUGACGUUGGAAAGUCGCCGAUUCACGAGCUGAUGUUUUUGUACCAAGGAUACGUGCUGAGCGUAUCAAUGCUCUCGAUUCUAUCGAUGGAUAACAUAGUGCUGACUUUUUGUAGCCAGAUCUUUUGCCAUUUGGAAAUAUUGAAGAAAAAUUUUGGAAAGUCUCUCGAAGCCGAAAACCAGAAGGCAGCCAUUAACGGUGGAAAAAACCGGCCAGUCGACUUCAGAGGAAACUUACUAAAGUGCGUAAAACGCCAUCAAGAGAUCAUCGAGUUUGUUCAGAGUUUGAACACGUUCUUCAGCCCCUUGAUGCUGGCUCAACUAAUGGCGAGCAACGUUCUAAUAUGUCUUACCGGUUUUCAAGCGAUUUUGGUAGUCGGACAAGCUUCCGGUUUCUUCAAGUUCGCCAUUUAUUUGAGCGGGGCGUUUUCCCAGCUGUUUUUUUGGUGCUGGUUCGGAAACGAAAUGAUACAUCAGAGCACUUCGGUCGCAGAAGUCCUCUGGCUGAGCCCUUGGGAGCUUGAGAAAUUGACGUCAAUCAGCUCGCUGAUAACAAUUCCGCUAAUGCGAGCAAAGAAACCGUUAAAAUUGACCGCCGGCAAGUUCUACGUGAUGUCAAUGGAGGCUUUUAUAUCGGUACGUUCUCAGCGGCUCUUAUUCCUUCUUCACGCUGCUGAACAAGAUGAACGAAUCCGUAAACUAGAUCGACGAAAGCUUGGUAGUGGUUGGCGAGUGACGUGGAAUUCGCUAUUCGCCGUGAUGUAGUCUCGUAACUAUUACACUAGGUCGACACUUCCUUUAG